AUGCCUUUCAAAACUGCAAUCUCAGAUUUAUACCAAACAGUCAUACAAGAAACAACAACAUCCUUCAUUUUUGGAACCACAGCGGCUAUUGCAAAAGAACUCUUCAACAAUGAUAAGAACUUUAUCUCCAAAAAUGUCCUUGCAUUGAGAAAAGGAGUGGAGCAUGCCGAACAUGCAAUGCUGUACAAUGCUAUGCUAUUUGUAACGAGACUGAUGAGACUAAAAAGGAGCAUAUCACAUCUAAUCUGUAUAAUGAUAUGCUCCUUUGUUUCUGGACAGAAGAAUGGCAAUUUAUUUGCACUUAAGAGUGCUGUUUUCAGCCUAAUUUCUAAUAUGCUAUCAUCGUUGAUAAUGUUUGAAUGA
Messenger RNA from Vittaforma corneae ATCC 50505, 363 nucleotides. RefSeq lists its product as uncharacterized. The record is from RefSeq and is a predicted model, not a curated record. The transcript has a single exon. Bases 1 to 363 code for a protein of 120 amino acids. Lineage: Eukaryota; Fungi; Microsporidia; Nosematidae.